CCCCCGCGCCGCAGCGACAAGAUGGCGGCGGGUGGCAGCGGCGGGCGCGCGUCGUGCCCGCCGGGGGUCGGCCCUGGUGCGGGGGGCUGCCCCGGGCCGAGCGCCAACGCGGCGGCCGGCCCCGGUAACGCCGCAGCCGCCGCCGCGCUGCCCGGGCCUCCCGCACCGUCCCCGCCAGGCCCCGGGGCGGACGCGCAGGCCGCGGGCGCCGAGCGCGAGGAGGCGGCUGGCCCGGGCGCGGGGGCCGCGUUGCUGCGCGAGCCCGUGUACAACUGGCAGGCCACCAAGCCCACCGUGCAGGAGCGCUUCGCCUUCCUCUUCAACAACGAGGUGCUGUGCGACGUGCACUUCCUGGUGGGCAAGGGGCUCAGCUCGCAGCGCAUCCCGGCGCACAGGUUUGUGCUGGCCGUGGGCAGUGCUGUCUUUGAUGCCAUGUUCAAUGGUGGAAUGGCCACCACAUCCACUGAGAUUGAGCUGCCUGACGUGGAACCUGCUGCCUUCUUGGCACUGCUCAAGUUCCUGUACUCAGACGAGGUGCAGAUUGGACCUGAGACGGUCAUGACCACGCUGUACACAGCUAAGAAGUAUGCGGUGCCCGCACUUGAGGCUCAUUGCGUGGAGUUCCUCAAGAAGAACCUGAGGGCAGACAAUGCAUUCAUGUUGCUCACACAGGCGCGGCUCUUCGAUGAGCCGCAGCUGGCCAGCCUGUGCCUAGAGAACAUCGACAAGAACACAGCUGAUGCCAUCACUGCUGAGGGCUUCACUGACAUUGACCUGGACACACUGGUAGCCGUCCUGGAGCGUGACACCCUGGGCAUCCGCGAGGUCCGGCUGUUCAAUGCAGUUGUCCGCUGGUCUGAGGCUGAGUGUCAGCGACAGCAGCUACAAGUGACACCUGAGAACAAGCGGAAGGUGCUGGGCAAGGCCCUGGGCCUCAUCCGCUUCCCACUGAUGACCAUUGAGGAGUUCGCAGCAGGCCCGGCUCAGUCAGGCAUCCUGGUGGACCGUGAAGUGGUCAGCCUCUUCCUGCACUUCACUGUCAACCCCAAGCCCCGCGUGGAGUUCAUUGAUCGGCCGCGCUGCUGCCUGCGGGGCAAGGAAUGCAGUAUCAACCGCUUCCAGCAGGUGGAGAGCCGCUGGGGCUACAGUGGCACUAGUGACCGCAUCAGGUUCUCAGUCAACAAGCGCAUCUUCGUGGUAGGCUUUGGGCUCUAUGGAUCCAUUCACGGACCCACUGACUACCAAGUGAACAUCCAGAUCAUCCACACGGACAGCAACACCGUCCUGGGCCAGAAUGAUACUGGCUUCAGCUGUGACGGCUCAGCUAGUACCUUCCGCGUCAUGUUUAAGGCCAGUGGAGGUGCUCCCAACGUCAACUACACAGCCUGUGCCACGCUCAAGGGCCCAGACUCCCACUAUGGCACCAAGGCCCUGCGCAAGGUGACCCACGAGUCACCCACAACGGGGGCGAAGACAUGCUUCACCUUUUGCUAUGCGGCUGGGAACAACAAUGGCACGUCUGUGGAGGAUGGCCAGAUUCCCGAGGUCAUCUUCUACACCUAGGUGGCCCAUAGCAUGCAUGGCCAGGCCCCGAGUUCCUCUCCACCUAGGCCAUCCCGCCAUGGCCUGUCCAUGGAGGACAGCCAGAGUCCCAAGGUCAUCUACACCUAGGCCACACACAGUAUGGCCACAGCCAGGCCCUAAGGUCUUCCCAAAGGCCACCGUGCCAGGCCUGUGCAUGAGGACAGCCAGGCCUAAGGCCACCUUCUUCACCUAGGCCAUCUCUGUUCAUGAGGACGGCCAGGCUCUGAGGUCUUCUACACCUAGGCUGUCCCCACCAUGGCCUGUCUGUGGAGGACAGCAAAGCCCCUGAAGUCAUCUUCCACACUUAAGGCCAUCCCAUGCUAUGUUCCAACUGGCCUCCCUCAGCCACAUGUCACUCCCUACACCUUUCACAGUAUCCCAGAAGAGGCUUCCUUGUCUCCAUAUAGGUCAUAAGUGUGGCUGCUUGUUCAGAGGCCCUGGGGAGGUGGCUGCUGUGUGCUGAGGCCCUGACAAGUCAGCCCCUCAGCCUCAGGAGGCAGGACUGUGCCUGGCUCUACCCUAGCCUGCCUGGGGUCCCUGGGUGUGGGUGUCCACCCUGAUCCCUGCAGCCAAGGGCCACAUGACCAACCCACUUACCCAGGACGUUGUCUCACAUCUGUUUUGCUUUAACUGCACAUUGCAAUGCAUUCAGAUUCCUACUUCUCUGCUCGGAGACCACGUGUGUGAGGAGCUCCUAGAGCCAUUGAUCUGGGUCUUGUGUUCCUCUUCUUCUUUGCUCUCUGGGGACCCUGGGAUGUGUCCUGCCAUGCACCUGAGACCCACCCUGACCCUGGGCCUGUUGGACAUCCCCAUCCAGGAUGCUGGCUUAAGCCUAGGGAGCAAGAGGGUGGAGGGCCUGUGCUGUCCUGAAGCCCCUGGUCCCAGUGGUGAGCAGUCUGUUUCUGCUCAUCCUACCAUGGGGCAGCUAAGGGCCAUCACUGGCCUCUCUAGAAGGCCCUAUCCAUUCUGCUUGGCCAGCAGCCAGCAGGGCCUCAGCCCUGCCUAUACCAGGAGGGACAGCACUGCUAUAGGUUGGGCCCCACUGACAUGCCACAAGACCCCAGCUGGCUCAGGAUAGCUGUGGGGCUUAGGGGGUACCACCCAUUGCCCCCGGUAAUACUGCAGCCCUGGCCCUGAUGGCUACCAAACACCCUGUCCAGAGGUGCCACACAGUGCACCCACCCUCCCCUGCCUCAAUAAUCCCACCCCAUUGUCUGCCCCUGUGAUUCCUCCUGGAACCCACAUCCUCCCCAAAGCUAUGGGAGGUGUGCCUCCACACCAUGUCCCCAAGUGAUUUUUUUUUAAAUAAAGGAAAGAAAAACAUCUGCCAUGAGCCACCGUGUGCUGCUUCCAACUGGCAUCAUUGGGCCCAGAGGCAGUCUCCACAUCCACCCCUGCAUUUUCCCAGCAUCAUCCCAGGGAAGAGCCAAAUAGAAAGCAAGAGUGUGUCUAGCUAAAAGGGCAAAAUUCAGGGUUUGUAACUAGGGAUACAAAGACAUGUCCAGAGACAAAGGAAACUGCAGAGGCCCAGGCAUGGGAAGUGCCACCAGGUAGUGCAUCUGCCUCCUGAGGCAGGAAGAUGAAGAGUUCAAGGCCAGGCUGGACUGCAUAGCAAGCUCCUGUUUCAAAAAAACUCACCUGCUGGGAAAAAAGAAGGAAGGAAGCAAAAAGAAGUUAGAAAAUUAACAGUAAAUUUAACUCCCCUGAAGAGAAGUAAAGAAAUAGAAACAAUAAACCAGAAAACUUCUUUUAUUUAUUUAUUUUUUUUUUUUUUUUGGCAGGGUU
This is a messenger RNA of Castor canadensis (American beaver), 3369 nucleotides long. RefSeq names its product BTB domain containing 2 (gene Btbd2). NCBI's taxonomy places the organism in Eukaryota, Metazoa, Chordata, Mammalia, Rodentia, Castoridae. The record is from RefSeq and is a predicted model, not a curated record. Gene Ontology annotation, cellular component: cytosol; P-body. Gene Ontology annotation, molecular function: protein binding. Gene Ontology annotation, biological process: neurogenesis.